Molecule: messenger RNA, 2222 nt
Organism: Pocillopora verrucosa
Lineage: Eukaryota; Metazoa; Cnidaria; Anthozoa; Scleractinia; Pocilloporidae
Source: RefSeq, a predicted model, not a curated record
AAGAAGCGGCGAUUCUUUUGAGGUGUGAGACUACAGAAGAAAAUUGUUUUACAAUGGGAGAAAAUGAAUCUAAAAUUAACUACGAAACAGUUGACAGAACAGAUCCCAGCGCGCGUGCACAAGGCCAGAGGAGGGCUCAAGAGGAAAACGAUGAAAGAAUGAGAGAGUUGCGUGACAAGAUGGAAAAAGACCGCGAGCAAGCAUUACGCGAGGCGAAGGAACGUGCCUUGUGCGAAGACGAGGCUCAGAGGAUGUGGUUAGAUAAAAAACGACGUGAAAGAGAAGAAAAUGCAAGGAGAUGGAAAGAGGAAAAGGCGUUCCUUCAACUCAAACACGAUCUUAUGAUUUACGACUUUCAGAUUUGCCCAAGGAUCAAGAAAGAAUCUUUCACAGGUCUGCCGGUGGACGACGUUGAUCUGAUUCGCAUUGCUUUGAUCGGGCCUUCGGGUUCUGGGAAAACUAGUUUUAUAGGUACUUUGCAGCGAGCCCUCGGAGAUGCCGAACAGAGUGCCUUUGAACAAAGCACGGGAAGUGAAGGAACUAUUUUGCUUGAGGAAUACUUAGUGCACAAGAAGAUUCGGAUGAUUGACACCAGAGGGUUUUUUGAGAGUGACGAAAAACUCCUGGAUGAGUGUCUGAGGAUCAUGUCGGGAAGAAUCCGUCUAGGAGAAUUAAUUUUGCGAAAUUGUGACGGAGCCAAUGCAGCAGCCAAUCAAGAGCCCACCGGUCCAGUGAGAGGUGCACAACAUCUUUCAAAAUGCCUACAUGCUGUUGUGUUUGUUGUUAAAGCAAACGAUCCGCGUUUGAAAGACGGCAAAUACAAGGAAACUCUGAAGAAAAUCAGAGAGCAUUUCAGAGAAGAUGGUUAUGCUCCUGUGACUGUAAUCACCUACCUGGACAAGCUUAACGAUAAGGAGGACAAGGAUGAAGCUUUUGACCAGGCCUCCUGGGCGACCGGUAGCUCCAGUGAGAAGACCUAUUUCAUUGCAAAUUACACGCACGCUAAAGAUAAGAAGUCUGAUGCUGUAGAUCGAGCCGCCCUUGACAUCUUGGAUUCUGUUUUGUUGUCUGCCGAGAGGUUUAUCAGAAUCCGUAAACAGCGAGAGAAAAAUAAGAUGGAGAGAGAUGUGAUGGCAGGAGGACCAUCCCUUAGUGGGGAAACCAUUGAGCAGUUCUUGGCCCGUCUGCAGCAUAAACACCACUGGUCUGACCAGGGUAAGAUGAAAACUUUGAGGGAACACCUGAAGAAAGAAGAGAUCAACACUCUAGCGGUGCUGAAGGAAAUGUGGGAAGAUAUCAAGUCGAGUCUGCCAUUGUCCAUUGGAAUGAAGAUAGUCUUGGAGGAGGAGAUGCAGAGCUUGUGAAAGGCAUUGAUUGGGAUUGAAAGGGAUUGAUUGAUUUAGUUUAGGUCAUUUAAAAAAUGGUCGAAGACUUGCGCAAAAAAAAAAUAUGUAACCAGAUUGGGUAGAUUUCUGAUUGCAUUUUUUUAAAAAUUUUUUUUUUGGAAAAUCUGCGGCACAAGGGUUUCUUUGCCCACGAAAAAGUCCUAGGUCUUAAGCAAAGUGAGCUGGGGAGAGGUCUGUUAGGGAUUUGGCACUAACUGGUCCUUAGUAUCAGAGAAAGAUUCCCAGCAGGGUCUAACUGAGCUAAAUUGAGCUAUAUUCAUCGAGGUCCAGCUCGCUCCGCGGAAGAAAAAACGUUUGUGCCACAGUCCUAAUGAAAAGGGCCUGCUAUCAGAACAUAGUUUGCUUUUUCCAUGUUUUCUGGGAACUAUAUUUCAUAUAUUAGUGUUGUUUAUGUAUUGUGUUCUUCAAAAGCCAUUCGAUAAGAAAGAUGGCCAGAAAACGAAUGUCGCUAGGUGAAAACGAAGGAAUCUUUGUUUUCAACAUAUCAACUGCGAUAAACUGCAAGGGCCUGUUAUUUAAACAAAGUUUAGCCGUUGUUUAACAAAACUGCGCUCUAAGUCAUCUUGAAUUUAGCCAAACCUUUUAUAUGAACUUUUGUUUUUUUGAGAACAGCGUCAAAGGGGCGGAAAGCUUAUAGUGGAAGCACUUUUAAUUCAAUGAAUCAACCCUAUUAAAGGGAAUCUCAGAGGCCCAGUGCUGGCGUGAAACCACGGUUUGGGUCAGACCCCGUGGAAAUAGCCGGCCCUGACAGCUUUGUUCAACAGAAAAUAAAAAAAAAAGUUGUAUGCUUCGUUAAACGCCAUUAAAAAGAGAUGA